Molecule: messenger RNA, 1485 nt
Organism: Spizellomyces punctatus DAOM BR117
Lineage: Eukaryota; Fungi; Chytridiomycota; Chytridiomycetes; Spizellomycetales; Spizellomycetaceae
Exons: 2
Coding region: 164-1240 (358 amino acids)
Biological process (GO): carbohydrate metabolic process
Molecular function (GO): hydrolase activity, hydrolyzing O-glycosyl compounds
Source: RefSeq, a predicted model, not a curated record
GGGGGGAGGGUAUAAAAAGGAUGGGUUGGGAUUUCAGCUUUUAGGAUUUAGAGCAUUGCCCAUCGUCGUUUGUCGUCGUCGUCGUCGUCGAUUAUCUUCAUAGACUUGGUUUUUUAGACGUUUGUUUUUAGACUUUGCAGAGAGACAUUUAGAUUAUACAGAAAUGGGUCGAAAAUCAGCCAUUGCCGUUUCGCUUCUCGCUGCUGCCACGUCGGUUUCCGCCGUCACUUUGCCCACCGGAAACCCCGACAAGAACGACGGAUACUGUCUCUCGGGAACAUACACGUUUGCCAACAAGGACCGCGUCUUUGAUGCCACACCUCAUGUCGGAGUACCAGACAACUUUGACUACUCGAAAUACGACUUUGUCAUCCAGAACGGUGGACAAAAGAACUUUCGCAUAGCCAACAAUGUUGCAACCUUGGCCCUCACCAAACCAGCAAACAUUAGCGCUCCCGCCGACAUUACAAAGGGAUCUCUUGCUCAAUGGAUCAAAUACGGAAAGGUGACGGCCAAAAUGACGGCCGCUGCCGUUCCCGGUGUCGUGACAACCUUCAUCUCCAUGUCAGAGCGCGGUGAUGAGAUUGAUUGGGAAGCGGUCGGCGGUGAUGCCAACAGCAUUCAGUCCAACGUCUUUUACAAGGCUAUUGUUGAGUUCCAAGUCCACGGGGGCGUCCACAACGUGACAGACAUUACAAAGUUCCACGAAUACACGAUCGACUGGAAAUCCACAGGCAUCACUUUCGCCAUCGACGGUGUCCCAGUCCGCACUGCAACUCCUGCCGGAGAGACCGCAAAGUCAAAGGCCGUUCCCCCAGGCGAGCAAUGGUUCCCUACCACACCCUCCAUGUUCCAAUUCUCCAUCUGGCAAUCCGACAGCGAAUGGGCCGGCGGUAAAGUCGACUGGACAAAGACCAAUGAAGCUGUCUCGCAGAUUGAAUCCGUUACCGUUGAGUGCUACGAUGACAAGAACCAGCCUGUGAAAUACUGGCCUGCUAGUGCUCUUGCUCGCUCGCAGACAGCCGUCAAGGACGCUCCCAAGCCUGCUUCACCAGACGGUAAAGGCACUGGAACCGGAACAGGAACCGGAACUGGCACGGGUCAGAAGGGCUCCAGCGGAAGUAACUCGAACGGUUCAAAGACGGGAUCGGGCGCCAUUAGCGGUGCAGCAGCACCCGUCGCCUCCAUUCUGAGCGUACUGGGUGCUGCUGCCGCCAGUAUCGCCGCCUUUUUCAUUUAGAGCCCUUUCCCACGUAUAACAUUCUAUGAUGCAAGCAAUGCUUGUAAACAGUUUUUGACACUAUCGUUAUCAUGUAGAUCUCCUACCUCGAUUCCCAUUGAGGAUUUUCUGUCUAUGUAAUCAGCAAUACUCAUGUUUGGUGUUGUCAUAUCCAUAUGUUGAUAGUUUUUUGUAAAGAUGUUGAAAGCAAAUAUAAUGUUGUGCUGGUCAGCAACACGAAAUGGUUUGUGCGCCAGGAGAGCCGA